Molecule: messenger RNA, 11682 nt
Organism: Myotis lucifugus (little brown bat)
Lineage: Eukaryota; Metazoa; Chordata; Mammalia; Chiroptera; Vespertilionidae
Gene: ZNF451
Product: zinc finger protein 451
Exons: 4
Coding region: 956-2629 (557 amino acids)
Biological process (GO): regulation of transcription by RNA polymerase II
Cellular component (GO): nucleus
Molecular function (GO): sequence-specific DNA binding; DNA-binding transcription factor activity, RNA polymerase II-specific
Source: RefSeq, a predicted model, not a curated record
AGAGAGAGAAAAACAUCUAUGUAAGAGAGGCGCAUGGAUUGGUUGCCUCCCACAGAAGCCAGGAACCGAGGUACAUGACCUUGUCCAGGAAUCCAACGGGCGACCCUUACUUAGGUUCUUGGGCCAAAGCUCUAACCAAACCGGCCAGGGCAUGAACACCUUUUAAAAGUACAUUUUAAAAUCGUGGUCUGGGGCUUAGUGAUCAGGUUAGCUGGGCCUCAGCUUCCUGUCCUAUUGGGCCCUGGGCUCUCUAGCUUUGCCCGUUUCCUUCAUGCUAACCUGGAGCGCUAGUCCUCAAUUUUCUUCCCAGGCUGUAUUACAUGCUGGGGAGCCCUUGAGUGAUAUACUAGUCAAACACAUCAGAUUCCUUUCCUGAUCUCAGACUUCUGCUAAAGCUCCACGUUCCUGGCCUUUUGCAAAAAAGAAAAACGGAGACAUCCGUCCCCAUCACCACCUUUAAGUGACCUUCACUUCCACAACCACGCAAAACCCAACCCGAAACCUCCUUCACAUCUCUAUUCAACAGAACCAAGCCCAGCCACCGCUCGGUGGAACUGCUGUGACGUCACCGCGGAGAAACGCAUGCGCUGGGCCUGGAGGCCCUUUUCCGCUCUUUUCCAACGGAGCUCGGGCGUCCGCGGGUGCGACGAGAGAACUACAAUUCCCAGCGUCCUGUGCGGUGCGGGAGAAGGGAGGUCGGGACCGUGGUAAAGAGGAUCGGGAGGAUAGCGGGCCCGAGCCGGCCGCUCCUCCUUCUGAAGCGGUUUUGCACCUCUUUGGCCCGCGGCGUCGGCGGCGUCGGCGCUCACGCAGGGGCGGGUCACGGCGGCGUAAAGCGGAGCUGGGCGGGAAGGGAGGUCGUGGCGGUGGCGGUGUCGGCGGCGGGGACAACAGCCACAGCGGCGGCCACAGGGACAGCAGCAGCGCCGGUGCUGUCAGUGAGGCCGUCGGAGAAAUGGGAGACCCAGGGCCGGAGAUAAUAGGAUCUGUCCCUCCAGCGGGGCCUGGGGCAUCUGAGUCCGCAGCGGAUGAGAAUGAAGAUGACAUUCAGUUUGUGAGUGAAGGACCAUUAAGACCUGUCCUUGAAUAUAUUGAUCUGGUCAGCAGUGAUGAUGAAGAACCUAGCACCUCUCAUAGUGAUAGAAUGCCUGAGUCUAAGGUGCCAUCCUCUGAGAAUCAUCGCCCAGAAAUGUGCUCUAGCUGCAAUGUUCCUCUUCCCAUUGGAGACAGCAGCUCCUCUGGGAGUUGUACCAGCAGUCCACAGAGGAUAGUUUCUCAACCUUCUUCUGUUGAGAACCCAUUGGAGAACCAAAAAAAUGAUCAAAAUAAUUCAGAUUUUAAGAUCUCUGAGACAGAUACACUUAAACCAUCACAAAAUUAUCAGAAUCUGCCUUCAUCUCCACUUCUGGUCCCCCAAGAAUCUUUGGCCUCUUCACAGGUCAAGGAGGAUUUACCGCCAGAGUCUUCAGCUUCACAGCAUGGACAGGAUGCCAUCCUCUAUCUCCAGACACAAGUGGCUGAGAUGUCCCGAGUGAUACGUGAUCUACAGUCCAGGAGUUGUUUCAGAUUUCACCAUUCUAGGUCAAGUGAGAACUCCUCAGUUCCUUGGGACAUCACCUCCAAGGAAGAGAAUUUAUCUACAGUUGAAGAAGAAGCAGACUGCAAAUCCCCCUCAGCUGAUGACAAAGGACAGCCAGCUGAUCCCAGUCAGACCAGUUUCACAGGUCUUUUGAAGAGAAUGGAACAGAGAGGUGUUAUAAAGAGAGUAACAUUACAGUCUGAAGCAGAGUCAUGUGACGGGAAACCUGAUUAUGUGACUUCUAAAAAACGUCUGGUUCCUCCGCUGCAUCCUCUUCUAAGAAUUGCCACCACUGAGGUUUUUAAAGACCCUGCUGAUUGCCAUCCUUCUUCUUUCAUGGGACACAGGGUAUAUCCUGUGGCCAAGGAUACCUCUCCUUUUCAACCAAAUCCUCCAGCUGAGGGUCCCAUUGUAGAAGCAUUAGAGCAUAGCAAAAGAGGAAGCACAACAUCUCUUCUAGAUUCUACCUCAAAGGAAAUGGAGGUCAUGGGUUGUAGAUUUUACCAUGCUGCUUCCAUUGCAGCCCGAGCUGCUAGCUACAUGGCCUAUAUGACUCAGUAUCAGCGUAAACUCUGGGAAGACAUGGAGGAUCUGGUCCAUGACCCAGAAUUUGAUCGUGGAAAAGCAAGAUGUAUAAUAUCUGAUGGUAUGGAUGCAGGCCUUUGGCAGCUUUGUACUACUAGGGACAUAAUGGACUCUGUAGUCAGAGUUAUGGCAAUGGCAGUAGACUACAGAAGGCAAGCCUGGCUCCGACUUACAUCUCUCACUAAGAAAACCCAGGAGAAGAUCUCACACUUGCCCUUUGAUGGCACUUCCCUCUUUGGACAAGAUGUGAAUGCUGUUGUUGCAGAAGAAAACAGUAUAAAAGAAAAUGACUAUAAAGACCACAACAAAUAUUAUAACCAACAUCGAUACUUUUAUAGUCAUGAUCAGAAAGCACAUUAUCACAAUAGAGGGUACUCCAAAGGGGAUUGGUACAAAUCCCGAAACCACCCCUAUAGAUAUAGAAAAAAGGGAGAAUCUCCAGAACGCCAUGGGUACAAGAAUUAAUAGCCUGUUUGUUUAGCAGUAUAGCCAUCCAACAUCCUAAGUAUUUUACUUGCUCUUCCUGACUUAAACAGAUCUACAUGUAGGUGGUCACCUCAAAAAUUGAAUGCAUGUAUGGAAUUGCUUCAGCUUACAUUUAAAUUCUAGACUGUUGGAAUGAAGUAUAUAAUAAAAUCAUGCUUAUUGACCAAGUGAGCAGUGGAGACUUUUCAUCUAAGUAGGGUUGGACAAAGAUUUACCCAUUAUUUCUGAUUCAAAGUAAGUACAGAGGAAGGUACUCAGGAAUCAGAAUCCUCUUGUGAUCAAAGAAAAAGAUAAAGAUUUGUUCCUCAGGAAAAUCUUGCUGGUAAAUUGAGGACCAGGAGAUUUAUGGCCUGGAAAUAACCCACUAACCAGAUCUCUGUUUAACACAGAGACAGAUCCUUCAUUUUUAGGUUAUCAGUGCUUCCUUGUUCAGGCUUUGCUUGUCAGAUCUUCACAAAAUGACAAAUCUCUAUAUCAUACAACUCAAGCUCUGUGAGACUUCAAAAUCAACCAUGAAGCUGUAUAUCAAGAACUGGAAUUCAAGUCAAAUUUUGCCAAAUCUAGUUUGCUUCCAGUGGGAUGACUAGAUGUUACAGGUCUACAGUGGGCACCAGCUGGAAAAAGACUUUUCUACCCAUAAUGUCUUUAGAAAUUUCACAGUUAACUAUCUUCAUCAAAACUGAUUGCUAUCAUACCAUUACCACUCCAAGUUACAUUAUGAGAGAAUUCUUAGUUGUUGUCACUUAUAAGCCUCUGACAUAUCAAACUCAUAUCAUUCACCAAGCUGUGAGACCCAGUAAUGGUGUUCUCUCAGGAUAAUCUGGACCUUUCAACACGAUGACCUUCUUAAACCCACCUUCUAAACAGUUAAAAUUUUUGAGCUUGAUAAUUCAUCACACUUUAAAUACAAAACAAGAUAUGUAUAUUAGUGACCUGGAAAUAAAGGAUGUUACACCAUCUAGGCAUGCAAAUCUGAACUCUAAAAAGAGCAAGAAUUCUAAACAUGCCUGACAAUCCAGUUCUCUUACUGUAAUAAAAGGAAUGCCAUCAAUUGAUGCUAUUGAGAAAUCCAUAAGUUUUAGACUAUAAAUGUUGAUGUAGUAAAGAGAACAUCUCACACAGUUCGGUUUCUGGAUAUCUAUUUAAAUGAUAUAUCCUUUAAUAAUUUCUUAAAAGUCUGAAAUCAAGACUUCAGUGACAUGGUCUUUGUUUAUCGUUCCCUUAACCUAGUCAGACUUUUACCAUGAGAGACGACCUUGGUUUAAUUAAUAGUUCUCCACUAUCCUGGAACUAGCAGAUACCUCAAAUACAUGUCUCACAGUAUCUUUUCAAUCUCAAGGGAGUGGCUGUACUGUAUACCAGGCCUUAGAUCCUUGUCUUCGCAGCAUGACUUCAGAAAUGGAGAAAAUUGUCAAGUUUGAGGGGUCUGAAUACAUGACCCAGUAUUACUUGCUUGGCAGCCAAAAUAGUUUUUUUUAAUUCACAGACUUAUAACUUUGUAACUUGUUUGUCAAACAUCAAUAUCUUUUUAUCUGCUUGAUCGAAAUAUUUUGGGUCUACUGUUAGUGGAAUAUAACGCUAUUUUAGGAUUCAUGUGGUUUCAAUUUCUUGCCAUAGUUCUUGCAUAAUGGUAAUUGACGGUUUUCCUGGAGCCCCACUUUUUAAUAGCUUAUUGGAAUCUCAUUCUUUCUCUCCAUCAUAACCAUAUUCAGCACCAUAUUUGUGCUAUAGAGGUUGAAGAGGCAAAAAAUCCCAACUUGAAAGAAGUUAUUUACUUAGAUACUUUAAGGGUACUGUAUUAGUCCUACUUGUAGAUUAAGUCUAAACUACAGUCUUGAGAGCAUCAUCUUGCAAGUUUGGUCAUAUCUACGGUUAAUAUUUACCUUUAUAUUUCUGAAUUUCCACAAAAUUUUACUUCUACUACUUUAGAUCCAUGCCAAUGCUAUAGGAACUGUCUUUCAAAUUGAACUUUAGAAGAGCAUUAAUUAACUGCCUAUAAAGAAUCAGGCCUUAGAAAUCAUACAAAGAUUUUAAUACAUGAUAUGUACUACACCAGUAAAGUAGUCUUAUGUGCCAUCAACAUGGGACUACAGUUUCUUCUGUGAAAGGACUAGUCACUGGAGAGAGAGAGAGAGAGAGAGACCUUGGAACUGUUCUGUAUGGCUGCACAUAGGUGUUCCAAAUUAGCUAAGGCUACUUCAGACUGCUCCACUUUUCCUUUCCUUCCUUGAAUUAAAUACUGGGCCACAAACUCGAUGGUUUUUGAGGCAUUCUUAUUUUCCAGAAACCAAGCCAAACUAAAUGAUGCUUUAAGUAUGAUUUUUUGAAAUUGCUUUGGCACUUCUGCUUAAUAUGCUCCUCCUUUGUAAUUUUUUUAUUGUGGUUUAAAGAAGACAACCUAAAAUUUACCACAUGAACCAUUUUUAAGUGUAUAGUUCAGUAGUAGUGUUAGCUAUAUAUACAUUGUUGUGUGUAGCUCCUCCUUUCUUAAAUAUUUCUGAAACAGCAUUGCUAUUCUCUUUCUCCUAUGUUAUGUUGCUCCAUAAUAAAGCUGAAAACAUUGCUUUAUCACUCUCUAAUUGCUAUGUCCAAGCCUCUCCAGGGGAUUUUCCUACAAGUAAAAAGGUAUUUAGAAAUUAUUGAAUUUCGAUAAUCAAGUAGGUAACUUCUGAAGGGAUUUGACAAUUGAGUGGGGAUAGGGACAAAAUGCUGUAGAGUUGGGACAGUUUGUAGUUAUAAAUUAGUUUUUUGACUACAGAAGAAACAUCCUUAACCUGUUUGAUUUUUGUUAUUUUAAAAUCUUUCCCUGGCAUACUUGAAUGAUGAUGGUGUUAUAAAACUAAAAAUGAGGACUUGGUCUAGGGAGACAACCCCAGUAGCGUAUGGAACUCAUAAUUAGAUAAGUUUUCAUAUUGUGCCUGUGAUGUGCAGAGCCUGUGACAAAAUUCUCCAUUAGGCUAACCUCUUACGUUUAAAUACUUUAGGUUUUCUAGGAGGCCUUGGAAUAAUUGUAAGUUAAUAAUUUGGUAUUCUCAAAAGGGAUGUAUCUAAUGAUCCUUUUUCUUCAAAAUGUUAUUUCUUGACUAGACAUAAAAUAUAUGUGGACACAAUAUGAUUUCUUGUAGUUACUGUGUAUGGAGAAAUACUGUUUCCAUUAAUUGUUAUAUGAAGUGCCUUUUUAAAUUUCAUGCUUGUUUAAAAGUUAACAUUUUGAUGUCUUGCAUAUGUUGCUGGUGAUAAGUGAAUUUUGUACAGUGAUUUUUAAUCUUGUAGUUUAUUCAUUUGUACAAUUAAUUGCACUAAAUGUACUCUCCUUCUGAAUGUUUUUUUUUAUAGCACUGUUUAUCCAUUUCAGAAGGUUGUAGAGUAUGUCCCUCCUUUAUUUAAAUAACUUCACAAUAGUACAUUUUAGUUAAUAGUGAUUGGCUCAGUUUUUUGGGCAUUAAGGCAGCUUUGUUUUCUAUCUGUAGAUUGUAGGCUUUCUGAUUGAGUCAUUUGUCUCCUAUCUAGCCAUGGUAACACAACUUAUAUUUGACCUUAGGAAAAAGUAGUAAAUUUGCCGACACUUUAUCUUUCUAUUUUUUUUAAGACUGUGUGACAGCUUCCUUAUCACUGUAAUUGCAAUUUAAACUUUUUAAAAUUGUGUGGCAGCUUCUUUAUCAGUAUAAUUUUAUUAUUUACUUAGUCCGCAAAAUUGCAUUUGAGGGGAGCAUAAACUCUUUCAGGCUACUUGGAUACUAUUUAGUAUAUCACAUUAGUACUGUACUGAGUGAUCUGAUUAGUAAUGUCCUUGAGGUCCCAAUACAUACAGGAUAAAUUCUCAAUUACCAAAUACAAGGAGGUUGGAAUAGGCACAGUCUAGAAUCCCUUCUAGUUAUAAAAUUGGAUACAGAGUUGAAUGACAUGGAUGAACAGCAUUAAAUGCUACAUUCAGUAUUCUUGAGGAUGUAAUUAAUUGAUAGGGAUUCUAAUGAAGGGUUGAAAUUAUGGAUUAGAUCUUUGUAGAAAGAGUUUUAAAGAUUGCAAUAAUUGAAAGCUUUUUUUAAAAAAUGUGAGGCAUAUUUUGCCUGUGACUUGCACUAUUUAGGUUCCCUCAUCUUUUGAAAUUUGUAAUUUUUUACCUAAUGUUAACCACAAGUCCAAUGGUCAUAUCUGUAUGCAUCAGCCAGAUCCAUUCUAUAUAGUUUUUCAUUAGUGGAUACACUUAACAAAAAUAUACAGGCGGAAGUUAUCAGUAAACUGAUGAUCACUGCAUUGAAUGCAAAUAUUUUAGUUACUUUUUUCAGAUAGAACAAGUUUUGUAAGCCAUUAAAAUAUCCUUAAUGGAAUUUUUCUUCCUGGGUGAAUGAUGAAAAUAUUGUUUUAUUACAUCUUUUUUCUCUUAUUGAUUAGUGGGAUGAUAUUUUUGUACUGCUUUGUCUUUUCAUUUGCUUGAUUUUAUAUAAUGAAAACUUUUUUAUAGUAUUGUUUGGUACCAUUGAAGUAUCUUAUUACUGGAAAUUAUGUUUGCUUACAGUUGGCUAUAACUGGAAGUAAUCACAGUCCAACUAUGACCUUUUGAUGGUAGCAUAUCAGUUCAUUCUUUGUAUUGAUAUUUUCUUCUUUAUGUAACACCUCUUUCUACAAUGGUGUCUGAUCUUCUCUUAAUCUCUUUGAUGUAGAUUAUAUUUUUCAUUCUGCCCGUAUAACUAGCCAGGAUUUUGAUGUGGCUUUAUGUUUGUAUAUUUAAAUACAAUGCCUUCAGCAUUAUUGUAAGAGAUUUUCUAGUUUUCUCUUAUAAUGUCUUUAAAAAAACCAGUAGCGAGUCCAGUCUCUUAAACUAUUUCCCAUCUAUUGAACCUUCAUUGGUUUUUAAUGCUUUCUUGUUUAAUAGUAGUAUUAUUUUCUCAUUUCUAUAUAUUCUUCACACAAAUGUAUAUUACAUAUAGUUUGUGGUCAAUUGCAACUUUUCUCUGUAUAAAGAUUUUAGGACCUUCACCAUGAAUUUAUAGUACAGUUCUGAGAUGUGUACUGUAUCUUAAAGUUAGCCAGUUUUCUCUAGGUCUUAAGGGCUUUACUGGUUUUGUUGAGGUAACUGUCCAUUUCAAAUGGUCUAUUAGACUUUCUGAUGCCUUGUUAAGAAUUCAACAAGAGUUCUCAGGUUGUCUGUACUUUUAGGACUUUGGAGCUCUCUCAAGUUAUAUUGAGUUUUCAUAUAUUCCUGAAUAUAUUCCUUGGUAGAGGUGAAGUAAAUGCUUUAUAUCUGGUAAUAAUUUUAAAAUUUUUUCUCUGACCUUAAAUAUUUCAAGGGUUAUUGUAUGAGUUUUGUUAGUUGUCCCUUUAUAAGACUAACUUUGAGAUGCUAUUUUUUCCCCAGGAGCUAUCAUAUGCUUUCUGUUGUUGUUUUUCCCCCCUGGCCCAUAAGAGUGGUUCUAUCACAGCAUUUAAUUUUAAGGGCUACAAUUAGACCUCUUGUUAACUCCCAUUUUUAUUUAUGAUGACUAUAUUUCACAAUACUUUCAUUUAUAAUGUAGUAGUGUGUUAAAAUAACUAGUUGGUUUGUGGUCAACUUUAUCUGUACUUAUUUUAAUUAGUGAAGUAACAAUGAUGUAAACGAUGGGGGCAAAACAUUUUUUGUCACCAGUUUUAAAUUUUCAGUUCUAUUUUUAAAACAUUUAUUUACAUUAAGCUUCCUGCUGUUAGGUGUGCAGCCCAUUCCUUUCUGUCUUGGGUAGAAUAUAGUUAAUUUGUAAUUAGUCUCAUUUAGAAUCUGAGCACAGAGUUGCAUGCAUGUUGGUCUUUGUUUAAUAGCUUGAAACAGCACCUAUUUUCUUUUACUUUUGGCAAAAAUAUAUUUUGACAGAUCUUGGAAGCACCUUGAUAGCCUUGAGUCUAAUUGUCAUCUGCCUGAAAAGGAAGUAGAGGAGAGAAACUUCAUUUAUAGAACUUAUAUUUACUAGGCUGCUAAUUGCAAGGCACUCGAGGUAGACAUUCACCCUUAUUUUGUAGAUGAGGAAAUGAAAUUUACCAAUAAGCCACUUGCUCAAGCAGUGGAACUGCUUUGAAUACAGAUUCUAUUCCUUCAUAGUCUCAAGUCAACAUUGUACUAGGCUGCCUCCCUGUGUUUUUCAAGGUUCCACUCAAAUCUUACCUCUCUGAUUAGCUAAUUUGAGAUAUACUAAUCUUUGUCUUCCAUGAUAUACACUAAUCUUUGAUAUAUACUAGUAUUUGUAUUUGUCUGUACUCUCGUCCCUUAGUAUUUGAUGCCUUAUAUUAACUAAUUCCUGGCUAUUUCGCUUGUCAGAUAAAAAAACCCGAACAUCUUAGUUCUCCCAUUGAAGUUUUACUGUAUUAGACUAAGAUUAUUCUUGAUGCAUAGUCAUUGGCUUCUCUUUCAUAUGUUUCUUAUUUGCAUCCUAUUUAUUUUCAGCACUGAUUGUUUAAGUCAGUGGUGGGGAAAGUCUGGCCCUCAGGCCACAUAAGGCUGUGAAAUCAUUUGGUCUGGCUCUGCCAAGGCAUUAGAGGUGAAUUAAUUAAAUGUUUGACCAAAUAAAGCAGGUUAAUUUUUAAGUUGUUAAUUUUGUACAGCCCGAGACUGAUGAUAUAAAUAUCCAACUGGCCCAUGGCAGAAAAAAGGUUCCCCACCCCUGGUUUAAGUAAUGGUUCUUACUGCUUUUUUUUUUUUUUCUUCUAUCUUUUUUGUUACACCCAUUUUGUUUGAGAUAUACACUUAAACAUUUUUUUUUUUACUGGUAACUUGAGGAUAUUGGCUUAAUGGAAGGAAGGUAGAAUGAUGCGAAGCACGUGGUAUUUGAAUUCCAAACACCUUGACCUGAGUAUUAGCAAGUCACUUAUUUUCUGAGCCUCUGUUUUUCUACUUUCAAAUGAGGUAAUGCCUAGAAAUACUUUGAAAACUCAAAAACCCAAUAUAGAUUUUCUUCAGUAGUUCUGCUAUUUCUGUUCAUAUUGGUAGAUUUCUUGUUACUGUGGGAUGGUAUUGAAUAUAAAUACAGAUACAUUUUAAGAUGUAUUUAAUAGCAUGUAAUAGUUUUGUGUCAUCAGAUCAUGUUCUUCUUGUUUUCAGUUUUUUAAGGCUGAAUUAGACUAUAUUGUAAGCCCAGCAAUGGACUCUCAUUGAAAGACAUUUAAAUAAAAUAGUCUCUUUUCUCAAGAGCAAGCUAAGAAAUGUUCAUAAUAAACAAUAAAAAAAUUAAAGAGAAUGUAGAAUGAAGAGCUAGGAUAUGUAGGUACGUGUAUACAAUUUUUGAUGGAUGGUAUUUUGUCAUUUUGUGUCAGUGUUGAAAACAAUAAUCUUUUUAUUUGUCAAACAUCUCUCAAUAAUUGCCAUGUGCAGGCAGGUACUGAGGAAUGUGUGGGGAUGCUGGGUGUUAACACAUUGUGGACCAGUAGUUUUAUUGCUAGCUUUACCCAGUGGCCAAGUAAGUUUCUCUUGAAUGAGUACAAAAAACGUUUUACAUAAAUGUUAAAUGCACGCUUUAAAAUUAAAUACCCAUUGCAUUUUGAAGUUAUUUAUUACAUGUGCUUACAAGCUAAUAUCUUUUUAAAGUAUGAUUGGCCACAAGCCUUAGAACAGAAAACACGAGAAUUCUCGUGAUCUGUCCGCAAUGUGUUAAGAGAUGUUAUAUUAAGAGAAAGGAAUACCAGUACAGUGUAAUUAUCCUGUUUAGAGGAAUGCCUGUGAUGAAGUUGGGACAAAAGAUAGCUUCAUCUGGAGGGUCAAGGAAGCUUUUCUUACCAAAUUCUUGAGCUGAAGUUUGGAACAUGAUCAGAAAAGGGUGUUGGACUAGUGGAGAAUAGGAGCAAGGCAAUUGGGUGAAGGAAUCAGUGUGUGCAGGGCAUGGGAACAUUGUGUUUCUGGUUUCAGAAUUGUAAGAAACGGCCCUUAAGAGGCUAGAAUUGGAGGAGAUUAAGUUGAAGGAAGAGGAUACAUUACCCAUGAAAUCAUUGGUUCUUAUCUAUUCAGAGUGUACUGUUUGUAUGUAGCCUUUACUUGUAGAAAGUAAAGUCUGUCUAUAGGUUGGUUUGUACUGUAGUCCACUGUAGACAUCUAGAGCAAAUAUUUUUCUUCCUGAGCUGAGCCAGAGGAGAGCUCUCAAUCAGUGUACCUCUAGCCCUAGGGACAGCUCAAGCAUUGAAAUAGAACUGAGAUAGUGGUUGAGAAUAACUUUGAAGAUGAACAGGAUAAUGUCCCUGAAGUGGAAUGUGACAUCCCAUUAUGGGUGUAUAGUUGCAUACUUUAGGAUUGUCUAUUGGCAGUGUAUCCUCAGAGUAGCUAAAUGUGGGUAAUUUCCCUGUGUGUUGGCUUACAGAUCAUUUGUGGGUGGACUUGGGGAAAAUGAAGAUAUUUCUAAAAAAGUUGCUUCAUUGUAGUUAUGAGGUAUUGUAUUGAAGGAAGGGCCUGUGAACUUCGUGCAAGUGGUAUCUCCAGCAGCACCCAAAGCACAUUUUGCCAACUUUCUGUUUGUUUUUUUCUCUGGUUUGAUUUUCUUGCUGCUGUUGUCACUUUCACCUUUUCUCUCUGCAUAAUUCAUCCUUUUUUUUUUCCUGUGCCAGAGGUAGAGCAGUGGCACUCAGGAUUAAAAUGAUGUAACUCUCCUUUGCUUUGCUUUGCUUUAUAUUCAGAGAUAUUUUUUAAUUCCUUUAAGUUCCAAAGUUACAUUUAUUUAUUUAUUUUUGCCCUAUACUGAAGGAGAAUCAAAGUCAUCCUUCCUAGAAGGGAUUUUUAUACAUAUAGAUAUUGGCAGUUUACCCAAAAGACAAUACAGGAAGAACCUUAUUUAACAGGCUCAAUGGUACUAGCCUUCUUAACUUACUAAAUUACAGAAUGGGGUAUAGUUGUAUGUAUGUUUUAAAAUUUGUUCAUAUAAAGUAGAUGAAAAAAAAUGAAGUAGAUGUUCUGUGUACUUUGUAUUUGUAAACAAUAACCAUUUGGAGAAGGAAGGAGAUUGCUUUGUACAAAAGGCUUGUUUCCUGGGUCCAAAGCUUUGCUGCUGGAGAUGGUAAAUAAAUAUUGUACUGCUUUGCUGUGUUUA